This is a messenger RNA of Humulus lupulus (European hop), 2229 nucleotides long. RefSeq names its product transcription factor MYB61-like. The coding region runs from base 322 to 1896 and encodes 524 amino acids. The record is from RefSeq and is a predicted model, not a curated record. The transcript is spliced from 3 exons. Gene Ontology annotation, biological process: regulation of stomatal movement. Lineage: Eukaryota; Viridiplantae; Streptophyta; Magnoliopsida; Rosales; Cannabaceae.
CCUCUCUAUAUCUCCUUUCUCUGUUUUCCCUCUCUCUCCCUAUCUCUUUCUCUGUCCUCUUUUUUCUCUCUCCAUAAUUUCCACCAAAAUCCCACAUCGCCUAGGAAGGAAACUAAUUAAACUUAAAGCCCCUUUCUUUCUCUCUUUUUAGCAGUCUCUUCUCUAGUUUUUCUCUCCCCUCAUUGCUGACAAUUCACAUUUAAGUCUGUACAAAGUUUUUGCCCACACUUUUUUUUUCUUUUUCCUCUUGAAUUUUUUUUCCUUUUAAAAAAAUAAAAAUAAACGUAAGGUGCCAGCAUUUCAGGUGGGUUGGGAGUCCACAUGGGGAGGCACUCUUGUUGUUACAAGCAGAAGCUCAGAAAAGGGCUGUGGUCACCAGAAGAAGAUGAAAAACUUCUUAAUUAUAUCACCAAGCAUGGACAUGGCUGCUGGAGCUCUGUCCCUAAGCUAGCUGGUCUGCAGAGAUGUGGAAAAAGCUGCAGGCUAAGGUGGAUAAAUUACUUGAGGCCUGAUUUGAAAAGAGGCCCAUUUUCACAACAGGAGGAGAAUUUGAUAAUAGAACUUCAUGCAGUUCUUGGCAACAGAUGGUCACAGAUUGCAGCCCAGUUACCAGGAAGAACAGAUAAUGAGAUUAAAAACUUAUGGAAUUCUUGCAUUAAGAAGAAACUGAGGCAAAAAGGGAUUGACCCAAAUACUCACAAGCCACUAUCUGAGGUGGAAAAUGACAUUGGUAAAUUGGACAAGGCUUCCUCCAUGACCAACAAAGCUGGCAAUAACAACAAUGAGAAUAAUUCUACUGUUAAAGCUUCUUCAUUAGGAACCUUAUCCAAUGAUCAUCACCACCACCACCACCAUCAUCUGAAUCUGGCCGAGUCACAACCGUCAAUCACCAUUGAUCGCUACCCACUAUUGGAAGUCUCUUCCGCAACUCCGCCGACACAAGAAUUCUUCAUAGAAAAGUCAGAUGUAGUGUCAAACACGACCAGUAGUUGCAGACCUUCUGAUUUUGCUAGCUACUUCUCGUUCCACUCCAAUAAUUAUGGUACGACGUCGUCUUCUCAGGAUCAAAACAACAACAACAGCAUGGCUAGUUUCUGCUUCAACAUUAAUCAAAGUUCCACGACUUCUACUAGGCCGCCGCCAUCUUCAAACUCCAACAAUUUGAGUCCAGUACAUCAUCAUCAUCAUCAUCAGCAGCAGCAGCAGCAUGAUCAUCAUCAUCAUCACCAGAUGAUUAGUAGUCUCAUCCCACCUCCAGUCUCGAGCUGCUCAAUCUUCUCAUCAUCACCAUCAUCAACAACAUCAUCAUCAUCACCGACGAAUCCACGUGUAAAGCCCUCCAUAAGUCUCCCCUUAUCUGAUCACCAAAACCCUUCAACGGUUUCUUGUGAAGUCAACAACAAUAACGGAGUAGUAGUCCAGAAUUGGGAAGCUAGUACUUUCAGCAACAAUGGAAGUAGUAGCAGUAGCUGCAAUAUCGAAUUACAAAGCCAAGGUAACAACUUUUUUGAUAACAGUAACUCCACCACCGCUGCCGCCGCCACUGCCGCCGCCGCCACUACUACUGUUCCUCCUAAUGCUGCUAACUUCUCUUGGGGACUAGUCCCCGAAAGUGGUACCAUAAAAUCUGAUGACCCAGAAGACAUAAAAUGGUCUGAAUAUCUCCAUAGCCCGUUUCUCCUUGGAGCAGCUAGUAAUAAUCAAAACUCUUCUCAACCCAUUUUGUACAGUAACAUUGUGAAACCAGAAUCACACUUUACUACAGGAUCAAACUCCACGUGGCAUCAGAACGAGCAUAAUCACCAUCAUCAUCAGCUACAAGCGGCUUCAUCAGAAAUAAUGUACACUAAUAAAGAUCUACAGAGACUUGCCGUAGCUUUUGGACAAACCCUUUAGUUCAAAACUUAUAUUGUGUGUUUUUCUUGUACUAUUAAUUAAACAUAUGUUAAGAGAGAGAAAGAGAGAGCGGGCGAGGAAAGGGACGAGAAUAUUACGGAAGUUUAUAUGAUCAGUUUGAGAAGAAGACUGAAGAAGCUUAGGGGUGAGGGUUGGCUUUGGAAAAUGACAGUACUAUACUCUUCUCUGGGGUUACUUAAUUACAGGUGUGUGUGCCAUAGAAAAUUAAUGUUUUUUUUUUUUGAAUUUUUUGUAAAUGUGUUUAUCAUACCCAACUUUCUCAUCAGGCUUUUGUUACCGAAUUAUAUAUCUUAAUUUGUGAUUUUUAUUUGA